AAGUUACAUCAACAUGACACUGUAGAAAAACAUCAAAAUAUCAUAAUUCUAUAACAGUACAGUUUGAAAAUUCUUCUUUGAUUUCCUUUAAACAGAAAAAUACAAGACCUUAGUGACGUUUACGAAAGUGGUGUAUCCAAUCUUCUUACGGGGCCUUCAGCAGCGCAAGAAAAAAGCAGGCAUCAACUAGAAUGUACAAUAACCUUGGCGAAACACAAUUUAAAUGAAAUUAUUACAACACUUCAUCACGUCUGAACUUUUAAUACGUUUUAUUGAAAAGGCAUUUAAGUUUAGCAUACGGAUACCGCAUGUGACGGUACGACGAGACAGUGAUGAAGGAAACUAUUCCAGAGAACUCUAGUGGUGAUUUUCAUUCGACUACCUGGCAACCCUGCAAUUGACUAGUUAAAAUACGCCUUGUGUAACGUCAGAACUCAAAGUGUUAUUUCUGGAAUAAUGGAAAACUGAACGUGUUAUUUUGUGAGUUUAUUCCAGUUGUUACGGAACACGUUCUCAAUCAGCUCAUUAGAUAGGCCUAUUUUUUAGAGUUUUGCUAGAAACGCAGCGUAUGAACGAUGUCCACACCAGCAAGAAGACGUCUCAUGAGAGACUUUAAGAGACUUCAAGAAGAUCCACCUACUGGAGUGAGUGGGGCCCCAACUGAUAACAAUAUUAUGAUAUGGAAUGCUGUGAUAUUUGGUCCUCAUGAUACACCUUUUGAAGAUGGAACUUUUAAAUUAACUAUAGAAUUCACAGAGGAAUAUCCUAACAAGCCACCUACAGUAAGAUUUGUGUCAAAGAUGUUCCAUCCUAAUGUGUAUGCUGAUGGUGGCAUAUGUCUAGAUAUUUUACAAAAUAGGUGGAGUCCAACAUAUGAUGUAUCUGCUAUAUUGACAUCCAUUCAGUCACUUUUAAGUGAUCCAAAUCCCAACUCCCCAGCAAAUUCAAUGGCAGCUCAACUGUACAAAGAAAAUCGAAGAGAAUACGAGAAGAGGGUGAAAGCUUGUGUGGAGCAAAGCUUUGUAGACUAUGAUUUAAAAGAUAAGCUGCCAUUUGGUGGAUUGUCUUUGUUAGAUGAGCCAAACCCCAACUCUCCAGCAAAUUCUCUUGCUGCUCAACUGUACCAGGAAAACAAGAGGGAGUAUGAGAAGAGAGUAUCAACAAUUGUAGAACAGUCGUGGCUAAAUUUCCAGGAAAGUCGAGAUGAAGCUUUGGAUGAAGGAGGACAACAAUAAUGCAAGGCAUCAUUAACAUCUGAAAAGUACUUGUUAGGAUAAUAUUCCAAAGAUAGUGAUAAAAGUGAUAUUAUUCUCUGCAUUAUUAUGCAGCUUUUAUUUGAGGGAGAGUGACUUGACAAAUGGUUUCCUUAGUGAUUGGAAGUUAAGUAACAGUACUGCCGUAUUUAUUGUCUCGUUCAUUUAAUUAUGUUUAGUUUUUGCAAAUUUAACAUUUUAGUUUUGAAUAGUAAGGAAAGAUAAGAUCAAAACAGGAGUCUUCAUUUCCUUGUUUGAAGUUAAUAAUUAAAAAUUUAUACUGUGAAGAUGAAACAAAAUUAAAAAUAACCGCAAAUUUGUGUGUGUGUGAAUGAGCCUAGCUGAAAAUUCUGUGAUGAAGCUUCAGAAUUUAGGAGCAUGUUAUUUAAAAUGCACAAUGUAUGUGCUCAUAAAACAACUGUAACUACAAUAAAAACCAGAGGAAGUGCAACAGUUUUCCUAAUUGUUCUGAAAUGCUUAAAAUCCUGAUGUGCUUGAAAGUAGUUGUAUUAGAUUAAAUUAGUAGUUUGGUAACAUCUGUUACCAAUAGAGAUUUAUACCGAUACAAGUUUGUGUUUCAAUUAAUAGGGAAAUAAAAGCAUUCUUGCAUACAAGAAUCCACUGUACUGUGAAGUCUUAAGGAAUAUUAGUACACAUUCCAUCUUAAUUUUGUUUUAACCCAUCUCCUGUUAAGUUACUCGUGCGUUCUGUGUGCAAAAUGUAUAUUGUGCAUUAAAGUGAAGCACAUACAUUGUAUACUUUUAACAACAACAGAUUGAAAAGAGAAGAAAAUGUGAUGUGAGAAACUUGACUCUUAAGUGAACUCUACAGACAAAAUCUAUAAGUAGUCUACAGCGAAGUUGAAAUGCUGAUGAUACUCUGAAAUUGGAUUAAACACAAUUGUUUGACAGUGAAUUCUAUAGGUAUAUUAAUAAUGCAUUGUUUUGUGGAACAGCUAAAUUCUUAAUUUAAUAAUUUUGUGAUUUGACAGGUCUUUAUUCAUCCAUACAGUACUAUAAUAUUCAUGGUUUUUGAUUUUUUUUACUUUUAAAUAUUAAGCUAAAAUGUAGAUAAACUUCAACAAUUUAUCUCUGUGGCGUAAUUGUCUUAAUACAAGACUAUUCUUAGUAUUUUGAUCAGAUAUAAUUGAGCUCUUUUAAAUAUUCAGAUGGAACUUCACUUGCCUAGCCACAACAAAUGUACAGGUAGAAGAGAUGGAAGGAUGAUUAAACAUAGGUCUUAUUUAUGUGCAGUUUAUCUAGAAAAUUUAUACUUCUCCAGUUGUAAAGUUGUGGUAAAGGAAAUACAUUUUCCCCAAUUAUUUUAUUUUGUAACCGCCAAUAAAGAAAAAGCUAAGGAGUUUAAACUGAAAAUUGUGGUGAUAAUAGAACUUACUGGUUCCAAUAAGGUACAGGCUGUAAUUAAGAUUUCUUUUAACACUCCUGACUAAUUCAUUUGCUCUUGUUUAUUUUCGAUUUCCUAUCAUUAUUUCCAAAUUGUACUCUCACAUUAUCUUUUGCCUCUACUUGAUACAAGAAUUGUAUGAUCAAUAUUAAAGCUCAUGUAAAGCAUUAUUUUACGCAUCAUUUGUUUUUUUGUGCAUUGUACUUUACUUCUAAAAGAAGUAUAUUGAUUUUUCAAUAAAAAAAAACUUUAAAAAUUCAUUUUCAUUUCUUAACAAUACUAGUUUCCUUCAAAACUUUUAAUUGAAAUGUUUCACCUCUACAAUAAAUGGAUUUUAUUUUUAAAAUU
Gryllus bimaculatus (two-spotted cricket) is the source of this 3005-nucleotide messenger RNA. The record is from the annotation of a GenBank genome assembly. NCBI's taxonomy places the organism in Eukaryota, Metazoa, Arthropoda, Insecta, Orthoptera, Gryllidae.